CCGGCCCUGCCCCCGCGUCCGCCCCGCGCCGCAGCCGGGCCAGGCGCAGCGCUGCGGAGGCGAGGGCCGCGGGGCCGGGUCCGCGCGGCGAUGAUGAACAGGUUCCGAAAGUGGCUGUACAAACCCAAGAGGUCGGACCCGCAGCUGCUUGCCCAGUUCUACUAUGCGGAUGAGGAGCUGAACCAGGUGGCCGCCGAGCUGGACAGUCUGGACGGGCGGAAGGACCCACAGCGGUGCACGCUGCUUGUCAGCCAGUUCCGCUCCUGCCAGGACAACGUGUUAAACAUCAUUAACCAGAUCAUGGAUGUGUGCAUCCCCCAGGACCGAGCCCCGCGGGAUUUCUGCGUGAAGUUUCCCGAGGAAAUCCGGCACGACAACCUGGCGGGCCAGUUGUGGUUCGGUGCCGAGUGCCUGGCCGCCGGCUCCAUCAUCAUGAACCGCGAGCUGGAGAGCAUGGCCAUGCGCCCGCUGGCCAAGGAGCUGACCCGCAGCCUGGAGGACGUGCGGGGCGCCCUCCGCGAUCAGGCGCUGCGGGACCUCAACACCUACACAGAGAAGAUGAGGGAGGCGCUGAGGCACUUUGACGUCCUGUUUGCUGAGUUCGAGCUGAGCUACGUCUCGGCCAUGGUGCCCGUGAAGUCCCCCAGGGAGUACUACGUGCAGCAGGAGGUCAUCGUGCUGUUCUGCGAGACGGUGGAGAGGGCCCUGGACUUCGGGUACCUGACCCAGGACAUGAUUGACGACUAUGAACCGGCCCUCAUGUUCACCAUCCCCAGGUUGGCCAUCGUGUGCGGCCUCGUGGUCUAUGCAGACGGACCCCUGAACUUGGACCGCAAGGCAGAAGACAUGUCCGAGCUAUUCCGGCCCUUCCACACGUUGCUGCGGAAAAUAAGGGAUUUGCUGCAGACCCUGACUGAGGACGAGCUUCACACACUGGAAAGGAACCUCUGCAUUUCCCAGGACGUUGAGUUCCCCAUCCGGGCAGACGCUCAGGUGCCCCCAGCCCUGGCACCCGCCUUUCCCUCACCCCUUCCCGCCGAGGAGCUGCUCUCAGCCAAAGCCAAAAACCCGGAAGCGGAGAUGGCCUGCUCCAUGCAGUACGAUGACCAGGAGCUGGAGCAGCUCAACCGCAUGGUGCACAGGGCCGGGGACGAGAUGUCGUCCCUCCUCUCCCCGCCCAGCGCCUGCCAGUCCCCGGCACACAGGCCAGGGGUGGAGGGCAGCCCCCGUGGGGAGGCGUCCCCAGGCAGCGCACGGCUGCGGCCGGGCAGCGACGAGGAAGAAGGAAGGGUGUUCUUCAUGGAUGAUGUGGAGGGUGCCACAGAGGCCCCGGGCGGCCCGUCUGGGUGGGCGGGCAGUGCCAGUGCUGACCCCCAGGAGAGAGGGCAGGGCGGGGGGCGCAGAGAGGCAGGGGUCAGCAGUCCCACCGAGGCAGAGGAGGGGGACCUGAGCAAUAACAACGACGUCCCUCACGACAAGAUGUGGGCGCUGGGCCCCAACUCCUGCAGCUGCCUGGACGCGCAGCCGCACCUGGAUGGCUGGGAGGGGGGCGUGGAUGCCGCAGAGACGGCCGAGAUGAUCGCCCACCGGACAGGGGGCAUGAAGCUCUCAGCCACCGUCAUCUUCAAUCCCAAGUCGACCCCUGCCGUGGGCUCUACCGUCACCGCCCCGGAAGCUUCUGGAGAUGGCGUCUCCCUGUCAGAGCCUGCGGCCGAGGGGACAGACGGUGGCUCCCACAAACUCAGCACUGCGGCCACCAGCUGCCUCCUUAACUCCUGCGUGUGCUGCGGGGGCUGUGGGGGCAGCAGGGAGGACGCCGCCGCCCAGAGUCUGCGGGACAAGUGUGGCCCGGGAAGCAUCAUCAGCACCUCGUACAUCGACUCCGCCAAGGCCAGCGCCAAGGGCCCAGCUGCGAGACAGGAGGAGGCCCGGCCUGUGCUGGAGGCGUUGCCCUCAGAGGACGUCCCUACUUCCAAGUGCCUGACACACACCUCGGGGCCUCAGCUGGACUCAGCAGACAGGUCACCUGGAGUGGGCAAUGGCGCAAGUCCGAACAGGGAACCUCAGGCUGGACCGCAGGACGAGGGGCAGCCCUCGAAGGCCAGGGGGGAAAGUCAGCAGGGAGAGGCGGCCGAGGAGGAGCCUCAGCGCCAGUCGGGCUCCAGUCAAAUCUAUGAAGUAAGGUGUAUCCAGAGAAGUUUAUCUCUUCACCUUGCUCUUCCUUAAGGGCCUCACCCUACGAACGCUCUCGUCCGCCCUGCUCUCCUGGCCUUCUAACCUGGAGGCCUGGCCAUUGUAGUUUCUAGAGAUGCGCUCACCUUCCUGUCCAGCCUUGUGACCCCUGUGUAGCUGAGCCAGCCUGCCCUCAGUCAGGUCUUACUGCUGGCCUUGUGUUGGGCCGGACUCUGCCGUUACACACGGCGCAAACAUCUUCUCCUGUUUCUGAUAAAGCCACUUUUGAGCUGUAAACCCAGCCUCCUCAGCCACGUCCAGAGGAAUGAAUUAUCAUCAGAACCUGCUGGAUGGCUUUCUUCCUCAGGGCCCGCCGCACAGAGUUGAUUAUUGGUAAGUGAAUCAUUUUUCUGCAAGGAUGAUAGGAAAUCAUCAGAAAUUCUUCGACAGGGUAUGUGGAUUUUUCAAUUUUUGGCCCACCCCCCCCCUUAUCCAGUCCAGCCCGUGGACACCUACUCUGUCUCCUGCUUUCCUGACAUUUUCCCACGGUGGACACUGCUCGUUUGCGUCACGAAGAUGGCUUCCCGUGUCCCUUCCAGCUUUGCUCAAAGGCUGAGGCUGAGCUGAGCAAAGGAAAGAGAAGCCCCACCGUGGCCUUGAGGCAGUCUCAUCUUCUGGGAAGCUUUUCCAGAAGGUGCAGAGGGCCUAAGGAGGGAAGAAUGUGGCAGGUGGCCUGUGAUCAGGACAGCCAUGCGUCUGGGCCAGAACCUUGGACAGCGGUGUCUUCCCCCAACCCGCACCCCCCACCCCACCCUGACUGCGCCAGGGGCAGCAGGAAUCAGGUCAGCCAGGUGUCAGCAGAUGGUGCCCAUGGCCCACCAGCGGCAAACACGCCAGGAGCACCAUUCUCUCACGUCACAAGCUGACCUCACGGAGCGUGAUCGAAUGCUAAUGCGGAGGUGAGAGAGCAGGGGUACCGUUAACUUGGACAGACACAAAAGACCAACCUCACACAGGCGGGAAGUUUGCCCAGAUUCCAGUGGCCGGAUUCCUGAAAGUCUGGGGUGUUGCUGUCCUCGCGACGUCUCGAGGCUUCACGAUGGAGACCGUGGGGCUCAAGAGCAGGGGCCGGUGAUCAUCCCUCCCGUUCUGCAGAUGGGGAGGCUGGUGCUUGUCUCGGCUCAGACCACCUGGAGAGGUGGCUGGCCUGCAGUCUCCUGCCUGUCCACCGCCCCGCAGGUGCCUCUGCAGUCCCGGGGACUGGCGGGUGGAGGAGUGAGCAGUGGGCCUGCUGCUGUGCUCCUGGGUCCCAGUCCCGCGGUCCUGUGGGGAGGUCAGUCAGGUGCAGCCUCAUGCCUCUGCGAGCCACACAGAGCUGGCCCAGGCAGGAAGCACACGGAGCUGUGACAGAGGGUCUGCUCGUCCCGAGGACACGGGGAGCAAAUUUUCCUGGGCAGCAGAAGUCAGGUGGAAGGACCCGGCCCUGGGGUCUCUGCCAGGCUGGCUGGAGGGUCUGGGCCGGAGAAGCCCCCUCUGGGGUAUUCCCCCAGGCGCCACAUUCAACCCACUGCACUGCGGACCAAUUCUGUCCGUGCUGUUGCCAGGGUGCUGGGACAUGGCCCCCUGCAAAGUUCUCGGCGGAAUGUUCCAGAACCAUGCAUCCUUCAGCUCUUUUUACUGGCUUCUCUCCUUCCUUUCCAGGAAAAGUUAGGAUCUUUUUAAAGGGAAAGUUAGCAUUUUUAAAAAGCUUGUUGUUCCGUGUCUAAACUUACCUCACUGUUCCAGAACCUUUCAUGCUCAUGAAGCCUGAAUAAGCCACUUGUCUACAGCAUGGAAGCGCGACCUGUCUUUGUCCUUUCUGCAGACAUCUGACUAGAGCGUUUCCAUCCUGCUGCCUUCUUGAAAAAAUACCGUGGGCUCUCUUUUUUCCUAUUAUAAAUAUGGUCCCCGUUCAUUGUAAAAAACUUGAAAACAUAAGAACAGAAGGAAAUAAAAAUCACCCCGAAUCCUACGAGCAGUUUUAUUUUUUUCACUACAUAUUAUGAUCAUUUCUCUGUAAAGCGCUUGAAAAACACUAUUUCCAUUGAAUUCUACUGUGUCCUAAGGACAUACAGACAUACCUGGUUCAUUCUACAUUCUCCCAUUUCCAUGAGUCUUCUGUGUUAAGUUAGCCUUGUGGCCCCUCUCCCUUAGAUGUCUGCCCCUGGGGUUAUGUCUUUAGAGCCGAUCCUUGGUAGGGUCACCACGGCAAAGGUGUGGAAAGUCUCUGGGGCUCUUCCUGCCACAUACGGUCCGAUUGCUUUCCAGACACGCGCUGACUUAUCGAUUUAUCAUGCAGCGGGGCGCCCCUCCCCCGCCCUGAGACUUGAGAGGCGAAACACGAAACCCUUUUUGUUGGAGUUGGCUUUCCUCUGAUGGCUUUCCCCUGCGUACUUCUUUCCUACCCAUGUGUGAAACGACCGCUCCUGUCUUCCGCCUGUUUUCCAACUGGGUUUUCAUGACUUGUUUACUGACUUGAAAGCGUUCCUUCUGUCUCGUGUGUCUGCUGUGGACAGAUUUACCCCACGUGUUCCUUGCCCCCUGAUUUCAUGUGUUGAUGUCUUUUGAUUUACAGAAACCUUCAUUUUGUUUUGUGUAAUUAAAUUUAUGAAAAUUCUAGAGAAACCUUGUGGUUCUUGCUUUUCUUUUUCUCCUCUGGUUGGCUGUGCACCUGCCAUCCCUCCUCAUCCCAAGGCCAGGGCAUCGUCUCCUCUCCCGCUUGUGUGCUGUGGCUUUCUUUGUUUUACCACUAACUCUGACCCAGUUUCGGAGGUCCGGGUGGUUUUGCCUUCUGAGACUGUCUCUGACCGUCGGGGCUGAUGGCCAUCCUGACGCACAGGCAGGGUCGCUCUGGCCUGGCUUUGGGGCACCUUGUUGCCUGUCCCACCUUGGAGGCCUGCUCUGCAGUAUUCGUUUCUCCAGCUGUAUCUGAGAGUCUGUCUGGUGGCUCCCCUGGCCCUCUCUCAUGCAGUUGGUGGGCCUCCCUGGCUGCUCUGUUGGGUCGAAUGGUAAGAAUUUGGAAGGGCUGUCCUCGGCACAGUCUUCUAAGCCUCUGCUCUGAACCAGUGACCUGCGCUCUGACCAAGUUCUCUGUCCUUACAGAGGGGCAGUGCUGGCACGCCUCACCUGUUGUGCUUCCUCACCUGUUUGGGUAGUGGUAUUGGAGGACCUGUCCCCUGCAGCUGCAGAUGCAGUGGGAGGCUGGAUCCAGGGGAGGGAGUACACCUGGGGCUGGGUGCUUGACCUCAGCCUGCCUGAGCCUCCAUUUUGUCGGCUGCAAAAUGGGCUAACAGUAGUCGCCAGCUCAGGUGGCAUCUGGGGAAAGAGCUGAGAGGCCACAGAACAUCUUUUCUUCUUGUUACUCUGCGUCUUGCUUGUUGUUACUUGUCUUUGUUACUGGAUGUUCCUCACCCAUUAUUACUCAGUGCUGUGGUUCAGGAUUGUUACUCCCUGUUCCUUGCCAUCUUGCUAUUACCAGUCUUGACUACCUCCCCAUUCCAUCACCGGAUUUCACUGUUUCCGGACCUCAUUUCUACUCUGCAUGGGUGGUGUGACCUCUGGUCAGGGUGACUUGGAGCACUGUGGUGGGACUCUGCCCCAAGCUGACACACUCUGGACGACUCCAGCCUCCAGCGUCAUCUGUGCCCUGAGCUUGAUUCUUGACUGGCUCCUUUUCCAGCAGAUGUCUUGCCUUCCUCCGUGUGGUGGCUCUGUUGUGGUUCCCCCGAGUCCCUCUGCCCGUUGCUGGGGUUGGGACCCAGGCUCAGGGACAUUGAGGCCCUGGGGAUGCCCUGAGUCCAGCCCCCAGCCACUGUGGCUGCAGAGAUGAGCUCAGUGUCCAUGUUUCCUGAGCCGGGCUCCAGCUCCCCCUGAGUCCCAUCGACCCUCCUGCCCAGACGGAGGGAACCGUUUGAGAUCCCCGUGGACCUCGGCCCUGCCUCUGUGGCCAGUCCAGGGGAGGCAGCACAUGGCUGCACAGACCAAGCAUCCUCCAGAAGUAUGUGGGGGUUGGUGAGGCCUCCGUCAUGUGGAAACCUUCCGCAGAGGCAUGGGGCUGGCUCUCCUGAUGUCCUGUGUGCGCGUAUCACCCAGUCAGCUUUCCCUCCAGCAGACGGAGUCAGGCCCACCCCUCUGUGCCUGGGGUCAGCCCGGCUGCUGCUAUAUUCCGGCCUCCAUGACCUGGAAGGGCGUGCGUCCCUUUCCAGUGUAUGAUCAACAGCCUCGGCUCCUGGUGCAGGCAGUGGGCUGGUUGGGGGUGCCCCGGGGAACGAGUCCUGAGCCGGCACCUUCAAAGGUAAGGGGAUAUGAGUCAAGGCGUGGGAGCAGAAAGGACUGUGCUGCCUGGACCGGCUGGCCACUUGGUGGCCGGAGACGUGGAGGAGCUGUUUCCUGGCCUGACCCCACCUGCCCCAUUGCUGGUUCUUACGGGGGCUCCGCAGGGGACCAGCUCAAGGUAGGGUGACAGGGCAGGGCAGAGCCUACCCCUAACCUCUCUCUGGCAGCUGUGGGGCCCUGGGCUUGUGUCUGCCCCAUCAGGACACGCCCUUCACUGCCCUUUCUGCCAGAGCCAUUCAGGGUCAGGACGCUGGGGGCAGGCCUCGCUGCUGCAACCAUCUUACCCUGGGGCAGGUGUCCCCACCGCAGUGCACAGAGCGCCAAGGCCUCCCACCACGUCACGUCCCUGGAUGGAAAAACAAGAAUGAUUGAGCGGGUUAAAAAUAGAGAAGGACUUGGAAUUAAUUAGACUCUUGAAAAACAGAUUAGGCGUAAUGACUGUCAGCAACCCAACUGUUAAGUGACGGGGCUGUGCGGCCGACACGGAGUGUGAGGGCAUGAGGUCAGAGGGCAGGGCAGGGCUCUCACCUGAGCCCCUCACCGCACCCACCAUGCACCCUGUGGCAAGCAUAGUAACUAAGGCCCACGCCGCUAGAACCCCACAGGGUUGCAACGACCUUCAGGCUACCAAGAGUGCCAGCACAUGGCAGGCACUCGGGCGGGGGUCCUGGGAGGGUGCUACUCUUCUCAUUGACAGGCCUCCCUGGUGUCAGGGUCCUCCUUACAAACUCACAGCCGGGUGCGGAGCUGGCCUGGCUGAGGGGUGGUGGUGACUGGUUGGUGAGUGGGCACCCAGGACAGCUCCGUCCUGGCCUCCACCUGGUGACCCCACCCCAUGGCCUUAAAAGGUCCCCCUCAUUCCAGACAGCUCCUCCUUCCAGCUGGCUGCCUCCCUGCACCCCAGACAUCUCACAUCCUCCCACCCUGCUGCUCCCACCGCUUUCACCAUUGUCAGCGCACAACUGGGUUCCCCCCCUCCCCACCUGCCCCACCCCGUCCUUCGUCCUUCAGCCAGUGCCAGGAAGAAGGUAAAAUCCAUGCAUAAGAUGGAGAGUGACAGGUGGGCUCUGGGGCAGCUCCUGCAGUCGAGCAAUCAGGGGAGGCCUCCCUGGGGUGGUGACAUCCACUGAGACCUGAAUGGAGGACGGGAGAGGGAAGGAAUGUGCCCCAGGCAAUAGGUCCAGCAAAGGCCAAGAUGUCAGGCUUUUUCACCUGGGCUGUUCUGGGGGCGUGAGGUAGUACCCACCACGGUUCCAAUCGACUUGCCCUUGAGGACCGGGGAGGCUGAGCCUCUUUUCACGCUCCUUUGCGUCGGCCUGUCUUCUUUGACGAAGCGUCGACUGUAUUCAAACCUUUUGCUGUUUCUUUCGUUUGGGUUGUUUCCUUGUUGAGUUUUGAGAGUUCUUCAUUCAUCCAUGGGUCCUUUAUCAGAUAUAAUUUGCAAAUAUUUCUCCCAGUGUAUGGAUUGUCUUCUCAUUCUGAGUAUCUUUUGAAGAACAGAAGUCCUUAAUUUUGACGAAGUCCACAAUUUGUCAACUUUCUUCUUUCAUGGAUUGCAAUUUUGGUGUCAUAUCUAAGAAUUAUUUUUGUCACCCAAAAUCACAAUGGUUUUUCUUCUGUUCUAGAAGUUUUUACUUUUAGUUUUUACAUUUAGGUCUGUAAUCCGUUUGGGCCUAACUUUGUAUAUGGUGUGAGGUAUGGAUCAAGUUUUAUUUUGCAUAAGGAAAGCCAGUUGUUUCAGCACCGUUUGUUGAGAAAGCCUGUCCCUUCCCCAUGGAACUGCCUUUGCACCUUUGUCAAGUCAGUCAGCCAUAUACAUGCAGGUUUAUUUCUAGACUCACUAGUCUGUUUCGUUACCUGUCUGCGUUGACAGGAAUAUCACACUGUCUUGAUUAUGGUAGCUUUAUAACGAGCCUGAAAAUCAGGUGGUGUAAGUCUACAACUUUCUUCUUUUUCAAAGUUGUUUUGGUUCUUCUGGGUCCUCUAUAUUUCAUACGGAUUUUAGAACCAGGUUGUCAGUUUGUACGAAAAACAAAAGCAAAACAAAAACAAAACCUACUGGGACUUUGACUGGAAUUUUGUUGAAUCUAUAGAUCAACUUGGGAAGAAUUAAUCCCUUAAUAACAUCGUUUUCCAAUUCAUGAACAUAGUAUAUCUCUCCUUUUACUUAGGUUUUUAGUUCUCUCAGCGAAGUUUCACAAAGUCUUGCACAUCUUUUAUCAGGUCAGAUUUAUCUCUAAGUAUUUUAUAUUUUUGAUGCUAUUUAAAUGAUACUGUUUUGUAAUUUCAGUUUCCAAUUGUUUGUUGCUAAUAUGGGGAGAUGUAAUUGAGUGUUGUAUAUUGGUUUUAUCUCCUGCAACUCUACUAAACUCACUUCAUUAUUUACAGUAGUUCUUAUGAAGAUUCAUCAGAUUUCCUAUAGAUGAUGAUGUCAUCUAUGAAAAAAGCCAAUUUUAUGUCUCCUUUUUAAUUGGAUGUUGUUUACUUCUUUUUCUUGCAUUUUUGCCCUGGCAACGACCUCUAGUACAAUGUUAACUAGAAAAGUCGACACAGGAUAUUUUUGCCUUGUUCUGAUCUCAGAGGGAAAGCAUUACUAUCUAUUGUUGGCUGUAGGGUUUUCAUAGGCACCCUUAAUCAGGUUCAGGAAGUUCUCCUUUAUCCCCAGUUUGCUG
Messenger RNA from Ailuropoda melanoleuca (giant panda), 9218 nucleotides. RefSeq names its product zinc finger FYVE-type containing 28 (gene ZFYVE28). The coding region runs from base 91 to 2226 and encodes 711 amino acids. The transcript has 10 exons. Gene Ontology annotation, cellular component: early endosome membrane. Gene Ontology annotation, biological process: negative regulation of epidermal growth factor-activated receptor activity. Lineage: Eukaryota; Metazoa; Chordata; Mammalia; Carnivora; Ursidae. Gene Ontology annotation, molecular function: metal ion binding. The record is from RefSeq and is a predicted model, not a curated record.